AUGUUCAGUAUGCUUAGCAUCUUUGCUGCGAUUGUUUCGCAAUCGACCGGGGCGAUAUCACCUAAACAUAGCUACGUAGCGACGCAUCUUUUUAUGGGCAUCGCUCAGUGCUUCAGUUACACUUGCAUGCUUCUUGCUGAUCAGAGCUUGAGUUCUGAAUAUGACUUGUGCGAGAGUUGGUGGGUGUCCAUGGGAGGUUGUACGCUACUAUCAUACAAUGCAUACCUAUAUUUAUUGGACAGCUUCAGUGGUUACAGUGUUGCUAGCGCCAAAAUGAACAGAGAUUCGCAUAGGCCAGCGCAACGAGGAUUUCAACUUCUCAUCUACAGGAAAAUCAUAUUAACUGAGGCUUCAAAAGGUAUCCUGAAAGAAUGCACGACUGUUUUGAUACCUGUGAGCAUCUGGGUCCGAAUCUUCCCGAAGGACACUUGGCUUCACACCCGGGUCCGUGUGUCCCAGGUGGACAAGGACACUCACCAGUCUGUGGAUGACAAGUCACGUCACCGAUGUCGCCAGGACGACGCCACAUGGUUGCUACCACCGAACUGGUCCUCACUCCGAUGCGAAGUUCUUGUCGGCUUCCGGGUUGAGACCAGUCGACUUUUGGUCGUAUUUUGUGCCCGUGAAAAAUACCUACAUUUACAAACUCUCAAGAAGUUAUGCUGUACGCUUCUGCCACACUGUUGCACAGGUGGACAACCUGAAGGAACUAACUACCCAUCCACGGGAACACGAUUUAGUCAUCGGCUAAAGUCAUCCAAUGCAAGUGCCCCUCGUGGAAACAAAACCCCAGAGUCAAUAAAGAGGCAUUUGUUCUCAAGAUUCCCGCCUUAUCCCAUAGAAACUUACGUACCAAAGGAAACAAGUUAUGCUGUUCGAUCAGGUCUGCUAAUAGUCAGUUGA
Messenger RNA from Opisthorchis viverrini, 903 nucleotides. RefSeq lists its product as hypothetical. The record is from RefSeq and is a predicted model, not a curated record. Lineage: Eukaryota; Metazoa; Platyhelminthes; Trematoda; Opisthorchiida; Opisthorchiidae. The coding region runs from base 1 to 903 and encodes 300 amino acids. The transcript has 5 exons.